GCAAGACCAUCGAUGAAUUAAGCGUCUUUACAAGAGUAAUAUUGCUUGGGAUUAGGGACAUGGAUGAAAAGUGUUCACUGGGUUUGCAAGAUUACUUCAUGGACCAUUAAAUAAGGGAUAUUUCAAGAAAAAGCAGAAGGAAAGGGAUGAGAACCUGUCCGAAUCUAAAAGCUUAAAGGGAUCAAGGAUGACUUCUGCCAUUGAGGUCUUGGAGCAGAUCAAUGAUCAGCUUGUGUGUGCAAUCUGCCUGGAUCGACUGGUUGAGCCGCGACUGCUCAUUUGCAUGCACACUUUCUGUACGCCCUGCAUUCAGCGAAUCAGCAACAACGAUGCAUCAGCCUCACUUACAUGCCCGACAUGCCGCAAGGAAACGCCAAUCCCGGAGACUGGGGUCGAGUCCCUUCAUCUGAACUUCUUUGUCAAUCAAAUGCUUGAUGUGGUUCGCCACAAGGCAGACGAGUUGAAAAAAGAAAUCAGAGAAACGCGACGUUGUGAAGGUUGCGAGAACAAUGAAGAAGCCGACGUUGCAACAUCGCGAUGUGUCGACUGUAACAAGCCUCUGUGUACCACGUGUGUCGCCGACCACAAACGUGUCCACGCCACUCUAGAUCACAGAGUCAUCGCCAUCAGUGAAGGCGAAGAGGGGGAGGACCAAGCACUUGACAAAUACAGCCUCACCUUCUGCAAAUACCACACUCGAAACGUCAUCAAGUAUUUCUGCAUCACCUGCGACGAGGCUAUAUGUAGGGUUUGCACCAUCCUGGAACACAGGGAGCACCAAUACGUGUACCCGAAAGAGGCUUUACCACUCAGACGUAACGAUAUACAGGGACUCCUGGAAAAGGCAAAGUCGCGCAUACCUCUACUAAAGGGGACGCUGAAAAAGGUCGAUGCCAUGUCCCGCAGGCUCAAGGAUUGUCAUCAGGCUCUAGCGAAGGAGAUUCACCAGAACACACAGGCGAGAGUGAAGGCGCUUAUUGAGGGAGAGAACGAACUGUUGAAGCAGCUAGCGGGCGUACACCUUGCCAAGCAGAAGGUCCUUGGGCUUCAGAAAGACAGCAUAGAGUUGGAACUCGGCAAGUUGACCGGAUGCUGCGAUUUCGCUGAUAAUGUAUUCAAAUUUGGAAACGAAAUCGAGGUUCUACAGAUGAAAGGACGGCUAGAGGCAUUUAGCGAGAUAGAGGUGAACCUUGAGCCCGAAGAGGACGACACCGUCCAGUACAUCUGCGAUAACUCGACCAUCCCGUCCGUUGUCCAGUCCCUCGGCCAAAUCCGUGCUGCAAGCACAUUUGCGUCCAUCUCCUUCGCUAGUGGUGAGGGCAUACACACGGCACGAGUCAAGGUGGAGGCGCACUUCAAGCUCAUCACCAAGGACAGGCAUGGCAAGCGUAGUAUGGGUGGAGAUAAAGUAGUUGUUGAGAUAAAGCAGCCAGAUGGCAGUGACCUUCCCUGCAGGAUCGAGGACAAAGGAGAUGGCUCGUAUAUGGUGUAUUACAUCCCCGAGGUGAAUGGUCGCCAUCUGGCGCACGUCAUGAUAUCGGACAAGGCGAUAAUGGACAGCCCAUUCACAAUACUCGUCGUUAACCGCAGAGAAUACAAAGAGGUUGGCGGUACAAUCAUGAAGUUCGGACAAUAUGGCAGCAAGAAGCGAGAGUUCAAGUCCCCAUUUGGAGUGGCAAUUGAUAACGAGGGCAGGAUUUAUGUGGCCGACAGCUACAACCACCGCGUACAAGUCCUCGGUACACGUGGUGAAUUCAUAACCAGCUUUGGCAGCCACGGUGAGAGACGAGGCGAGUUCAACUGCCCGACAGACGUCGAUAUCGAUAAUCGAGGUCGCGUCAUCAUUUGCGACAACGGUAACAACCGAGUACAGGUCCUCAACCGUAAUGGCGGAUUCAUCGGGAAGUUUGGCCGCGAGGGUACUGGGAAUGGGUAUUUUAAAUCCCCAUGGGGCCUAGCGGUCACUGCAAACAAUGAGAUUGUUGUGGCCGAUAUGGAGAAUAACCGUGUUCAGAUGUUUUCCCCGGAGGGGAAGUUUAUGAUGAAGUUUGGCAGCCCUGGGGACCGACCCGGCCAGUUCAACGCCCCAGGAUAUCUCUUAGUGAACAACGAAGAUGACCAGAUUUUCGUCUCCGACUCCAAGAACCACCGUAUACAAGUAUUUGACAUGAACGGUGUUUAUAUUCGCUCUUUUGGCUCGCAAGGUGCGGGCAAAGGCCAGUUUAUGCAUCCACGGGGCCUCGCUAUGGACAUCGCAGGGCAUCUCAUCAUCGCGGACAUGGGGAAUCACCGAUUACAAAUCUUGAACUCGGCAGGGGAGUUCGUGAAGGAGAUUGGGUCCGAGGGAAGCGGUGAUGGACAGUUAUCGUUCCCAGAGAGCGUUGCGAUUAUGCCUAACAGCGGGUAUAUUGUUGUGUCGGACCUGAGUAACAAUAGAAUCCACGUGUUUUAGAACGCCGUUGUUCCUCCGUUGAAAGAUAUCCAAAGCCUUUAACUUGGCAUAUUGGCGCCCUUGGAGAAGGCGUGGUUUUUGCGGCCGAAAAAAUAGCGCUCCCUGCUCCGUAUCAUUGGGCAUGACACACUUAUUCUCGUUCCCAGAGCUCCUCGGUCAUGUUUCCCGCCGACACACAACAGCGGAGGAGCUCUGGGAACGAAAAUGAUGACACACUUUGGGACUUCUUCGAAGAAUUAUAUUAUUCAAAACAGAGUUUUUUUUUUCUAUAGGCAUUUUCACCAGUCUAGAGAAGACACAACUGACCAUAGUGUUUUACGACCAUAUUAUCACUGUAGAUAUUUUAACACCUUUACUUACAUAUGGCAGAAGUUGCCGUUACCACCGCCUCGCACGAGGAUUGGUGUGCGUGUCUGCAUGAGAGUACAUAGACACGCUUGUAUAUUUCACUAAAGCGCAUUGCGUAGCAAGCCCAAAGGCUUGGAGACGAUGCUCUCCAUUCUUCUUUCCAUGUGCGCAUGCGCGCGUACAUCCCUGCCUUCUCCUUAUUCUCCACUCCAUCUGCGCAUGCCCGGGGCCUAUGCCUCGUCUCCCUAAGUCCUUUACGCUUGCUACGCAGGCUAUAAUGCGUAAUGACUUGUGAGAGCGUUUUUGCGUUGCGAUUUUUAGAGUGCAUAGAUACGCCACUAUGUUUUGUUAUCAUAUUUGGCUAUAUUUGUUUGAAUCCCGUGCACUGAUUGGUAGAGAGCGUUUCACGAAGGGGCGAAGCGAGGGCUUUUCCAUCCUCGGGGACCAAGGGAGUCGCGGAGAUCGGGCACACAGGGAGCACGGGUCCCCGAGGAUGGGGCUUUUUACAAGAUUUGAAAGCCCAAAUCCCUUCAUAUUUAGAAUAUAAAAUAUAGACAGAAAUUGUUAUAUUCUUUGCAUAUGCUCAAGCAGUCAAACUUUUCUGUAAAGUAAAUAGUGAAAAUGCGUUGGCAAUAUUUAAGUACUUGAUUUUAUUCACUAACAAUUCCAAUAAUAAUUUACAAAAAUAGCUGAGAAACCCAUUAAUCACAUUACCUACACUUGAAUGCAUUUGCUGUAUUCACAUGAUUAUUUUUUUGUGGAAAUAAAACUUCUAAAAACAUG
Nematostella vectensis (starlet sea anemone) is the source of this 3583-nucleotide messenger RNA. RefSeq names its product E3 ubiquitin-protein ligase TRIM71. The record is from RefSeq and is a predicted model, not a curated record. The transcript is spliced from 10 exons. Bases 188 to 2452 code for a protein of 754 amino acids. Gene Ontology annotation, molecular function: zinc ion binding; ubiquitin protein ligase activity; protein binding. Gene Ontology annotation, biological process: protein polyubiquitination; proteasome-mediated ubiquitin-dependent protein catabolic process. NCBI's taxonomy places the organism in Eukaryota, Metazoa, Cnidaria, Anthozoa, Actiniaria, Edwardsiidae.